GCUCACUUCCUUAACGUAGUCGGUUCUGCGCAUGCUUGGCGGUUUAUUCGAAAAUCAAAAGUUCGAAGGAUUUUCUUCUUAUUAGUUGAGUUCGUUGCGACGAUUUUUAAAAUAUUUUAUUUAGGGAGUAAGUUUUUAAAUUUAAAAUGGAGGAGAAUUUGUCCGAAUGGGAAAUGUGUAAAGAAAAUAUUCGGCCUUUGAAACAAGGAAGGAAGAUUGAUUCGUUGAAAUCUGCAUUAUGUCCGACAGACGAUUACAAAAAGUCAAAAAGACAAGCUUAUGAAGCUGCUCUUCGGAAUCACACUGGUGAUGAUUUAUUGGAGAUUUGGCACGAAUAUAUUUUUUGGGUUGAGCAAAAUUAUCCUACUGGUGGAAAGGAAAGUGGAAUAUGGAAGUUACUUGAAUCUUGUGUUAUUGCAUUUAAUGAUAAAGAACAGUAUUAUAAUAAUGAAAAGUAUAUUGAGAUUUGGAUUAAAUAUGCAAAUGCUCAUCCUGAUGCAAUAGAAAUAUUUAGAUAUAUGUACAGUCAUAAGAUUGGUUGUCAGCAUGCAAUAUUUUAUGAAAAUUGGGCUUGGUCAUUAGAGAGCAUGGGAAAUUUUAAACAUGCUGAUGAAGUUCUAACAGAAGGCAUUCAACAAAAUGCACAACCUGUGGUAAAAUUAAUAGAGAGACAAAGGAAACUUCAAGAAAAACUAGUGAAAGAAAUUAAAAAAAAUUUAGAAAUGCUUUCAGAUGAAAAUGCAGUUCAGGAAUCACGAACAGCACUUGGCCUUUUAAAUUUUGAUAGACAAAACACAGUUCCGUUAAAUAGAAGUGAAGCAAUCAUUGAUGUAUCAGUUAAUAUACAAAAAUCGGGAAAUUUAGAUAAGAAAAAGAAUAAUAAAAAACAAGCAUUUAAUGUUUACAAAGAUGAAAAUACAUGUGUAACAAGUAUUCCAAGUCAAACUAAAAAUUCUAUUAAAAUUGCAUCUAGAGCUGAAAAAGUCAAGGAAAACGAAAUGAAACCCAAGAAAUGGUCAGAAGCAAAGAUUCCACAAAAGAAUGCAUUGAUUAAACAUCAACAAGCAUUCGACGUUCAUAUUGAUGAAGAAAGUACCAAGAUAACUAAAAAAAUGCCAAUAAGAAGAAAUGUUUUAAGUAGUAUUAAAAAAUCUGAUUGGGUAGUUCCUCUUGCCUUAUUUGAACCAUCAGAUCCAAAACAAAUACCAAUGUAUCAUAAACAUAAAGUAUAUACAGGAUUAGAAGAGUUUUCAUUUGAAGAAAUUGAAGCAGUCAGGAGAGAGAAAUUACGUAAAGAAGAAGAAGAAAAAUUAAGAAUUCGAACAUUAGAAGAAGAAAUUUCCCAUUUGAAAACUCAAUUUCAAAUGAUGAAGAAGAAUAGUUUUUCUACUGAUAGAGAAAGUCAUCAUUCAUUGAUGCUUGAUAAAACAUCAAUUGAAAAGAAACAACUUCCUGAUCAAAUAUUACAGGAAAUUCAAGAGACAACUAAUUUUGUUAAAAAUGAUCAAUUCUCAUCUCAAAAAAGGAAAACUUUCUCACCACUAUCCCAGGAUGGAUCACAACGAAACAUAAAGAAACGGAUUGGAAGUGAGGAAAAUAUUACAGAAGAACAACAUGCUGAAAUGGUUGAUGUUUAUCAAAAUCUAACUGAUGCUGCUACUAGAGAUGAACCAAAUGAUAAAUGUUGUGAAAAUGAAAUGAUGACUCAACCAAUCAAAGUAAUUGAUGAGAAGAAAGAAAACUUAAUGUGUUUUAUUCCUCCUGCUGAUGAGAAAUAUUCUCUCAGUUUUCAAGAUUAUGAUGAUGAUAAUGUGAAAUUAGCAGCUCUUUCUGCUCACUCAGAAUCAUUUAAUUCUUUUAACAUUUCUGAGUCUAAAAAACUAGAAGGAAGUAAUACAGAAAAAAAUCCUAAUAAUAAUAAUAAUAACGAUGAUAUAUCAAAUACAUAUCAAAGAUUUGAUAAUCCCAAUGAAGAGAUUGCAAAUUUAUCUACAUCAUUACAUACAAAAGAAGUUACAAAUAUGAUACGAGGAGUUUGGUAUAAAACACUUAGUCAUUUAUCUAUUGAAGAUAAUACAGAAAAUUUGGUCAAUAAAAUUAAUGCAGAAAAUCAACAAAAUGGAAAUUUUGUUUUUUAUCAAGAUCCAUCAGUGAUUAUUUCACAAAGUACCCUUCAUGCAGAUAAUCCAAUUGAAAUGAUUGAUCUCAAUGAGGAGAAGAAAGAAAACAUGCCACCACAUGAUUAUAUUCAAGAGCAUGUGGAACGACCAAUAUCAGGAAUUUUACAGCCUGCUGUAGAUAUUCCAAUUGCAGAUCCAAAUCAAAAUAAAUGA
This is a messenger RNA of Centruroides sculpturatus (bark scorpion), 2333 nucleotides long. RefSeq names its product mitotic checkpoint serine/threonine-protein kinase BUB1 beta-like. Gene Ontology annotation, biological process: mitotic spindle assembly checkpoint signaling; meiotic sister chromatid cohesion, centromeric. The coding region runs from base 147 to 2333 and encodes 728 amino acids. The record is from RefSeq and is a predicted model, not a curated record. NCBI's taxonomy places the organism in Eukaryota, Metazoa, Arthropoda, Arachnida, Scorpiones, Buthidae. Gene Ontology annotation, molecular function: protein kinase activity. The transcript has 18 exons.